Rotaria sordida is the source of this 2706-nucleotide messenger RNA. The record is from the annotation of a GenBank genome assembly. Lineage: Eukaryota; Metazoa; Rotifera; Eurotatoria; Philodinida; Philodinidae.
AUGAAUUCAACAAUAAUCUUUGGAGUACUAUUAUUUACUAUGGCUAUUGGUUGGCUUGAGGCAUCGAUUGGCCUUAGUACAAGAACAAUUACCGAAAAACAAGGUCGUAAUGUUGUAUUAUCAUGUCAAUUCGAACGUCUUACCGAUCGAGAUCGAGUUAUGUGGUCAAAAAAUGGUAUUGUUCUUUCUGUCAAUCAAGAAAUAUCAGGUGACAAACAAAAAUAUGAAAUUAUUGGUAAAUAUGAUUUAAUUAUUAAAAAUAUUGUUGGUAAUGAUGAUGGACACUAUUUAUGUCAAAAUUUUGAUCAACGUUUAUCUAUGACUAUUAUAUUAACCGUUUUAACACGACCAACAAAACCAGAAUUAUAUCAAACAAAUGAAACUUUAGUUGAAGAUAAUUUAGCAGUAUUUAUUUGUUCAACACAAGGUGGAAAUCCAUCACCAACAUAUACUUGGUUAAUUAAUCAAAUACCUAUAAAUGGAUCAUAUUUUACUGUAUCAUCGAAUACAAGUGAAUUACGUUUACCAUUAGAAAAACGUUUUCAUAAUGAACAAUUAAUAUGUCAAGUUAAUAAUAAAGCAUUAGAAAAUCCAUUAAGUACUUCACGUACAUUAAAUAUUCAAUAUAAACCUGAAAUAAAUCUUCGUCAUGGUCAAACAUUAGUAACAAAUCUUAAUUUACUUGUUAUUGAAAAUGAUCGUUUAACUCUUGAUUGUCAAAUUCAAUCAAAUCCAUCAAUAAUUGAACCAAUAGCAUGGCUUAAAAAUGGUGUAUCAAUGACUGGUAUCAAUUCACCAUCACUUACAUUACAAACAAUUAAACGAAGUGAUGAAGGUGAAUAUACAUGUAUGACAUCGAAUUCAAUUGGUCGUGGACAAGCAUCAGUUCAUAUUCGUGUACAAUAUGCACCUAUUAUUCGAUUAACUGGUGGCGGAGUUAUAUCGGAAAAUAAACGUUUAGUAUUAACAUGUAUUGUUGAUGCAUAUCCAUCAAUUGAUUCUUAUGAAUGGUAUAAAAAUGAUGAAAAAUUAAAUAUUAGUUCAUUAACAUCAUCAUAUAUAAUUGAUAAAAUAUCAAAAUAUGAUACAGGAAUUUAUAAAUGUUUAGCUAAAAAUAGUUUAAAAUAUUCAAAUGGAAGUUCAAUUGAAAAAUUUGAUAAAACACAAACACGUGUAACAGUUGAAUAUACACCUAUUGUUACUUCAUUAACACCAAUACUUGCACUCGAUCUAUUUACAUUAAAUAUAAAAUUACAAUGUGAUAUUGAUUCUUAUCCUGAAUCAACAAUUAUUUGGACAUAUAAUGAUCGACAAAUAUUUAAUUCAAAUAAAUAUUCUAUUAUAAAAAAUAAAACAUCAUCAUAUUUAAUUAUUCAACAAUUACAAUCAAAUUUCGAUUAUGGUUUUUAUUCAUGUAAUGCAUCAAAUAAAUUAGGAAAAAAUUCUACAACAAUACAAUUAAGAUCAAAAGAUAUACCUGAAACACCAACAAAUGUUAAUAUAACGAGUUUAACAUAUUCAUCGAUUAGUUUGAAAUGGCAACCAGGUUUCGAUGGAGGUUGGCCACAAUCUUAUUGGGUUUCACUUAAUAACUCAUUAUGGAAAGAAACAAAUGAAAGUCAAUAUACAUUUAUAAAUCUAAAACAUUCUCAAACUUAUAAUAUUAUAAUUCGAGCACAAAAUCGUUUGGGUCAAAGUCAAAAUUCAGCAUCAAUACAAGCUCAAACAAAAGAUGUACCAAUAACAAAAGAAGAUUUACCACAAAUUGAAUAUUCUACAAUAUAUUAUUCAGAAAAAAUACUUGAUUAUCGUUUAAAUAAUUCAAGUUUUAUUUCAUUAAAAGUUCCAUUAUGUUUACGAAUUAAUAUUUAUAAUCAUUCGAGUAUAUGUGAACGUAUUGUAACAUCAAGUGGAGUAAUUAAAUUAGAUGAACAAUAUUUAUUAAAUAUUCUUAAUGUAUCUAUGUGUGUUGAUCAAUAUGAAGAUUAUUGUGGACAAACACGAUCAGUUGAAACCAAACGUGAAUUAGCAUUCAAUUGGAUAUUUAUUUUGAUUGCUUCAAUUAUUAUUGUUUUCUUUUUAAUUCUUUUGGGUCUUUGUAUAUUUUGUAUAAUACAAAAUCAUAAACGACGACGUAAUAAAAAUCAUGAUAUAAUUACAUCAUCACUUAAAAAACCUUCACCACAACAUCCAAUAGUCAUUGAAUCUACGCAUAGUCCACAUAAAUUAUUUUCAUAUUCUGAACAACAACUUCAAUCAUCAUUUUCAAAAAUAGCUGAAAUACAAAAAAUUGAUCAAUUUAAAGAUAAACAAACAAAUCGUUUAAUAGUAACAACAACAACAUCAACAGGUACAAAUGGAAAUUUUUCAAGUAGUACUAGUGGCUCAAGUGAUCCAAUAAUAUCAAAUCCAAAUUCAUCAUCAUUAUCAGGUAGUGAUCAAUUAACAGUUACAGAUUUUUAUCCAAUAUCAACAGUAACAACAAAUCCAAAUGAUUUACCAUUACCAUCAGCGCAAAAUGAUCUACUUUGGUCACAAUCUCAAUAUGGUAGUUAUGGAUUUCCAUUUUAUACGACAACAAAUAAUAUGCAUGAAAUAAUAUCAAAUAAAAAUCAUACAAAAGAAGAUAGUGCUGAAAGUGGUUAUUCAACACCAUCAAAAAUGAAUCAUCAAAGCAAAAAAACUGUCUACGAAGUUGUUGUAUAA